Henningerozyma blattae CBS 6284 is the source of this 1125-nucleotide messenger RNA. It is a transcript of the gene NSE4, whose product is annotated as Smc5-Smc6 complex subunit NSE4. Bases 1 to 1125 code for a protein of 374 amino acids. The record is from RefSeq and is a predicted model, not a curated record. NCBI's taxonomy places the organism in Eukaryota, Fungi, Ascomycota, Saccharomycetes, Saccharomycetales, Saccharomycetaceae. Gene Ontology annotation, biological process: DNA repair. The transcript has a single exon. Gene Ontology annotation, cellular component: nucleus; Smc5-Smc6 complex.
AUGUCAAAACGCCAAAGGGAAGAUAGUGAUAACCUUCAAGAGGAUAAGAAAGAAUAUGGUAUUAUAAAAGAAUAUAGAGAUUUAGAGAAUGACCAAUCAACAAAGAAGGUUCAGAUAACCCGUACCGGUGAUAUUAAAAUUGCUAUUGAAGAUCUAAACAAGAUCGAAAAUUUAUUUUCGAGAGCAAAAAAUAGCAAAAAUAAUAGUAUCUUUGCAUAUGAUGCAAAGGCUUUAGUGAAUAUUAGUGAAAUGGCACAAAUUAGUAUUAAAAAUUGGAAAAUGGACGUUACUGGUGGAAUGGUUAAUGUGAACAAUAUUAUAAAUGGUAGCAAGAAAUAUAUGUUGAAAGAUUAUUUUAACGCUAAUGGUAUUCAAGAAGUUGUUGAAGAUGAUUCAAGAUCGAGAAAUAAUGAAGAUGAUAACAAUGAAAUGAAUAUUACUAAUAAUAAUAACCCUAUACAAUCAAAUACAUUACAAAAAACUGUUCUUAGAAGUUCUUAUUUAGACCAAUUUAACAAAUAUGACAACUUUUUUCAAUUUAAUUGGUAUAAAUUAGGAGGGUUAUACAAUGAAUUAAGCCGCGGUGUUGAUUCAUCUGACCAUUUAAUGGGGCCAUUAUCAUUGGAACAAAAAAAAAUUAGAGUUAACGCUGGCCCAAGGAAACGUGAUGCUGCUGUAGGAGCCGCAAUCACUGCAGAAAAAGUUACGAAAGAAACUUUAAAUGUUAAACAAGAAAAAACCACGCCUGAAUAUGUUCAAAGAAGUUAUAAAAUUUUAAAGAAAAAAAUGGGAUUUGAAAGUAUUAGUCUCUUUAAAUUUAUUAUUGAUCCUGAGUCAUUUUCAAAAUCAAUUGAAAACCUAUUUUACACAAGUUUCCUAAUUAAGGAAAAUAGAUUGGUUCUUGAAGAGGAUGAAGAUGGUAUGCCAACCAUUAGAAUUAAAGAAGAAAUACUAAGUAAUACACAGGAAAGGGCUAUUGAAAUCCAAAAUAGAAACAAGGCUCCUCAAAACCAUAUUAUAUUUCAAAUGGAUAUGCCAACAUGGCGUAAGUUAAUUGAAAAAUAUGACAUAAAAUCCAGCUUUUUACGUAGUUCUAAAAAAUCUCACAAAAAUUUGAGCACAUGA